Molecule: messenger RNA, 1358 nt
Organism: Sphaeroforma arctica JP610
Lineage: Eukaryota; Ichthyosporea; Ichthyophonida
Exons: 13
Coding region: 52-1224 (390 amino acids)
Molecular function (GO): protein binding; calcium ion binding
Source: RefSeq, a predicted model, not a curated record
AGAGAGCUACAUUCCUGGGUCGCCAAGGCACGAGUCCACAUUUUUAACGAAAUGCCACGAUUUACAAAUAUGUUCAAAGGACUACCGAGCCUAAAUUCACUGUUGGUCCUUGGCACAGGGGCCAGCGGAAUAUUCCUGGCUGGUGGCUACUACUUCUCCAUGCAAGAAAAGUAUGAGCGCUUAAUCGAGAAAAUCCAACUACAACUGGAGCGGGAGAGGAUGACAAGAGAGUUGCACGAUGAUCGAAUGAUGGAUCGCCUCAAUCACGAGCGUGAUCAACAGUCUCUGGCGCUCACCCAUCUCCGCCGUAGUUACGAAGGGGCUAUACAUGCCAUGAGAGUGGAGAAUCAGAAGUUGCUAUUCGAUAUAGCGUUCCACGGAGACUACGAGAAGUUUAGAACUGACGUUGAGAAGGGUAUCAACAUGGGAGCGGCAGAUGCUGAAGCCGACUACAGCGAUCCCUCGACGCAUCGUGGACUUCAAGGGUUGAUUGCACAGACAGUGGCCCAUAUUACGAAGACUGAACUGGGAAAGAUGCAAGCCCAAUUAGACGGCCGCUCGCUCGAAUCACCACCCAUAGACCAAGGAGGGGACUUCCCCAUGUACGACCAUGGACAGGCUUCGAAUCGCGAUGUGAUGAUCCACGUCAAGAACUUUCUAGGCACGCGUCUGUGCGAGAUAUUCGUGCACGCUGGUGUUCCAGUGAGGGAUCUUAAGUACCGUAUCGAAGACGCCACGCUAAUCCCACCUGAGAGACAAAACCUAUACUUCAAAGGUAAGAAACUACAGGAAGGUCCCUCGCUGGAAGACUACAAUGUGUCCGACGGAUCUGUCAUCCAUCUGCGCCCUAGAUCUGAAAAAGAAUUUGUGUUAAGUGAUAAAACAAAGCCUAUCACUCGAACACCCAUGCCCGCGUCCGUUCGAAAGUAUGUGGAGGAGACACCGGAUGUUGUAGCAAAGUCUAAACAAGGUUUCAGGUCCAUGGAUCUCAACGGAGACGGGGUACUGAGUAAAGAAGAACUCAAGGGGUUCCUAUACCGCAACGUUCCGUCUAUUUCGGCCGUAGACAUCGACAUAGUGACUACUCAGAUGGAUGUGGAUCAGAGUGGAUACAUUGCGCAAAGGGAAUGGUCGAAGUUUUGGGCCGAUGUCGCCGAAGGGCUGAACAACCGCAAGAAUUUGAUCACUCCGCCCGCAGAAACACUUCCAGCGCAAAGCGACUAAUAGCAACACUAUAUCUCACCAGAUACCUAGCAAACGAUCAAGGUCGGCAUAUGUACGGAAGACAGCUAACGAACCGAAUUAGAUGAACUUUGACCACUAAAUAAAGUAGAAUUAGUACUCUACCUCUCAAUGCC